AUGCUCCAAACAGAAUCCUCUGCCAGUCAACCACGCAUAUCCGCAGAUGGCGCCCGACGUCUCCGCCCCGUUGAUGCGACCCGAAUUGGUAUAGAAGCGCAGUCGGCCAUUCCAUUGCGAUCGUUCGACUCCUCGACACCACAUCGUCCCCCACGUUCACCGCCGCAAAGAACUGACUCAAACCCACGACACGAGACGACCUCAACCCCCACCUCUCUCUCGACCUCCCACCGACCAGACAGCUUCAAUCGAGCAGCAGACCUUCACGGUCCUACAUCUCCAAGCCAGCUUCAAGACGAGUUCCAACACCAUGCCGCAUGGCAGAACGAGCAGACGUCGUUUAUAACCCCGCUGAAAUCAUUGUGGGGGCUGAUGUCGAAGGCACCUCUUCUGUUGCGCUCCUCACCCGGGUUUGGCACAGGGUCAUAUGGAGCGGCCCCGAUAGGAGUCUCGACGGAGAAUAGCGAUGAGGAUGAAUAUGAAGAGAUACGGAGGCGGGACAAACGGCGGAAGAAGAGCUCGGGGUUGAGAAAUGCGCUCAGCACAGGGACUUUGUCUAGCAACCAAGGCACAUCAGACUCGGAUGUAUCGCGCAGGAGAUCUCGACGAAGAGCGUCACGGACGAGCAGGAAGAGUUCUGCAAAGACGGAGGACACCCCGAUUGAUCCGGUGGAGGACAUAGGGCUGGGAAGCAGAUACAGCUCGGGAGGGAUACCAAUACCCACGACGAAAGACCCAAUCCAAGAUGGCAGUCCGUUCAAUGACAGCGAGGAGUCGUACUCUGGCAGUGGCUCCGAGGAAGCCGUGACGGACGAACCUCUGUUCGACGAGGAGGACCCUCCCGAUAAUUCUCCCUACGCCCAAGUACGAGCUUCCGUAUCCGCCGUAGACAACACAACUCUGUCCAUAAAUACCCCCCGCAUGUGGAUUCUGUCCAUACUCUUCGCUAUCCUCGGAUCCUCCACCAACCUUUUCUUUUCUCUUCGAUACCCGAGCGUUUCCAUUACACCAGUUAUCGCACUUUUGCUAGUACAUCCUUUAGGUCUGCUUUGGGACCGAAUACUUAAACGACGAGAUGAUCCACAAGAAGAAUUUAUAGACGGCUUACGAAGUACACGCGCGUCAGACGAUGAGAUUUCAGAGAACGAUACACAAGAUAAUAUAAACAAUAAUUCUGCCGGGCCAGGAACCACGCGAAAGUUCCGGUUGUGGCUAUCACAAGGGAGAUGGAACGAGAAGGAGCAUAGCUGUGUCUAUAUCAGCAGCAACAUUUCUUUCGGAUUUGCAUUUGCAACAGACGUCAUUGUAGAGCAGACGAAAUUUUACAACCAAGAAGUCAGUAUCACAUACCAGCUUCUGCUGAUUCUCUCUACUCAGAUCCUAGGAUAUACAUUUGCGGGAUUAUGUCGAAGAUUUUUGGUCAGACCAGGAGGAAUGAUUUGGCCGGGAACACUCAUGUCAGCGGCCAUGUUCACUACAUUACACAAGGAGGAGAAUAAAAUUGCGAAUGGCUGGAAGAUUACUAGAUGGAGAUUCUUCUUUAUUGUCUGGCUUUCCGCUUUCGCCUUCUACUUCCUCCCUGGACUUCUUUUUCCAGCACUGAGCUAUUUCAGCGUCAUCACAUGGAUCUGGCCAAAGAGCGUUGUGGUUGCAAAUCUUUUUGGUGUAGCAUCAGGUCUCGGGCUCUUCCCCGUGACUUUCGACUGGGCGCAGAUCGCAUAUAUCGGCUCACCACUCCUCACACCUUUCUGGGCUGCAAUGAACGUGGUUGGAGGUCUGGUUAUUGUCAUGUGGAUUGUGGCGCCCAUCGCAUAUUACUACAACGUUUUCUAUUCCUCGUAUAUGCCCAUUUUAUCCUCUUCUGUAUUCGAUAACACCGGAAAUAUCUACGAUGUCAGCAAGAUUUUGACCAAAGAUUUCGUUUUUGACAAGGAAGCAUAUCACAAUUACAGUCGGGUAUAUCUACCAAUUACCUAUGUUCUAAGCUAUGGACUGCAAUUUGCGGGACUCGCGUCAUUGCUCACACAUACCGCCUGCUGGAAUGGCAAAGAUAUCUGGAGACAGUGGAAAACUUCUAUGAAGGAAGUGGAGGGAGAAUCAAAAUCGACAUACCAGCCAAUCAGUUCAAAUGGAGGAGCCCAAGCAUCCAAUCGACAGAGGAGAAGAUCACGAUCCGAUUCUGGCAUGGAUAAUUUGAUGAGCCAGGAAGACGUGCAUAAUCGCUUGAUGAGGAGAUACAAAGACGCGCCAUUGUGGUGGUACCUGGUCACUUUUGUUAGUAUGACUGGGGUUGGCAUGUUUGUUGUCGAAUACUAUCCCGUCUAUCUUCCCUGGUAUGGCCUCCUCCUCGCUCUCGGGAUUUGUGCUGUCCUUUUCAUCCCAAUUGGUAUUGUCAUGGCCAUCACCAAUCAGCACAGCAGCAUCUACCUGAUCUGCCAGCUUAUCUGCGGCGCCGUGUUCCCUGGUCGACCUGUCGCAAAUAUGGUGUUCGUGACAUACGGCUACAUCUCAUCCGCACAAGGAAUCAAAUUCUCUGCCGACCUAAAAUUAGGACACUACAUGAAGAUCCCACCUCGCAUCCUCUUCAGCGUUCAAAUGGUUGCCACAAUCGUCUCCUCAAUCACCCAGAUCGGCGUCCUAAACUGGAUGUUUGCCAACGUCCCCAAUAUCUGUACCCCCCAAGCUAUCAACGGCUUUGUCUGCCCUCUCGCCCGCGUCCACUUCAACGGCAGCAUCCUCUGGGGUGUCGUCGGCCCCAAAGAAUUCUUCGGCACCAACGCCACCUACCAUAUCCUCGUCUACGCCUUUCCUUUUGGCGCCAUCGCCCCUAUCCUCCUCUGGCUCGUUGCACGCAACAAAAAAGGCCAUAAACGCCUCCACAUCCUCCGUAAAAUCAACCUCCCCGUCCUCUUCGGCAGUCUCUCCUGGAUCCCACCUGCUACAGGCCUUAAUUUCUCCGUCUGGGCCCUCGUGUGUUUCCUCUUUAAUUAUGUUAUCCGGAGGCGCGCGGAGCCGUGGUGGGCGAAAUACACCAUGACUCUGAGCGCGGCGCUGGAUUCUGGACUUGCAUUUGGUUUGGUCGUGGUGUUCUUCGGGUUUGUCUACCCCGGCUUCAUGGACGGGUUUAAAUGGUGGGGCACGGAGAUUUAUAAGAAGGGGUGCGAUUGGAAUGCUUGUCCUUAUAAGGUUGUGGCGAAUGGGAGUCAUUUUGGUCCGGAUUCUUGGUGA
Molecule: messenger RNA, 3228 nt
Organism: Glarea lozoyensis ATCC 20868
Lineage: Eukaryota; Fungi; Ascomycota; Leotiomycetes; Helotiales; Helotiaceae
Exons: 2
Coding region: 1-3228 (1075 amino acids)
Biological process (GO): transmembrane transport
Molecular function (GO): oligopeptide transmembrane transporter activity
Source: RefSeq, a predicted model, not a curated record